AUGAGUUGGAGUUGGCGGGCAUAUUUGUCGUUGCUGGUGCUGGCAUCAGCGUGCUUCAGCGUCAGCUGCCAGAGGACUCAGGGGCCGUCCACGCUAACAGUGUCGCGGGAAGAAAUACGCUCGGGCGACUCCUACAACGUCACCUGCCGCUGGGAUGCGGCGGCUGUGAGCCCUGAGCAUAUCCAAAUCCAGUCGGCCCCAAGAGGCAGCCAAACCAGCCACAGAACGGCGACGGACACAACGGUCGUGGAUAGCGUGGAUAGUGCAACGGUUGGCGAAUGGCAGUACGAGUGCAUGCAGGAUGGUAGGACCCUCAUGGGGCUAUAUGUUCGAGUGGGGGCACGACUGCAGGUUGAGGACUUUGAGUGCCGCAUCAACCUCUAUGAUGCCACAAUGAUGACAAACUGCAGCUUCAGCAAGCCGAAUGGCGUCAAACUUCAUGGGGAUAAUGUCUCGUUUUAUCUAAAGGAGGAAAAACUGCCUCCAGUCCAGUGCACGGACUAUCCGCACAACGCCUCCAGGAUACUGUGCCGCAUUGACCCGGGCGCUAUGCCAAAGGCAAUAUUUGAGCCGAGCCACAGCUACACGCUGAGCAUGACCGAUUCAGUGGGCAACCAGACGCAGCAUUUCAUUCGGACGAAAGAACAAGUCCGUGUCCUGGAUUGGCCCAACAAAGAUCAGCCCCUGACCCCGUCGGGCAAUUACAGCUGCUUGAUCUGGCAGAAUUCCAAGUGGCUUGAGCACUACGAACAAGAAGAAUCGAUUGAGUGGCAGGUGCGUGUGAUUCCCCUGAACGAUGCGAUCGCCGAGACCGUGAUAAACCCCAACGAAACUCGCUGCGACGACAAAAGCAGAACGCGUGAAACUUUUUGCGUGAAUAUGCCGCCCUAUCCAAACCAGCAGUUUGAGCUGAGCCUGCGACGGCGCUUUAGCCUGCCAGAGGCGCCUUGGAGUGAAAUGAUAACGCGCCAGUUCUGGGUGCCCAAAUCGAUACCCAGCCGGCCGCCACGACUUCUACCGAAUGGAUUCUACCUCGAUCCCAGAUCCAAGGGACUGUACAUCUUCUGGGAGCAGCUGAGGGCGCUGGAACACAACGCUCCCAAUCUGACCUACAGUCUAACGACCAGCGACGGAAAGCAGGCGAGUCGCGUCGGUCGCAACUUUGCCAUCUUUCCACACUGGGACGACGCCAGGGACUCCACCAUAACCGUAUGCAGUGAAAACUCCGAGGGAAGGUCGCUGAACUGCAGCGAUCUGUAUGUACCAGUCCUAGAAAACGCCAAGGAGCGACAGCCGCAGGCCUUGAAAUACGACAAGGCGACACACACCCUCAGCUGGACGGCGCCAGAGAUGAGUUCUGGCCUUCUGCAUUACACCGUCUACUGGUGCUCCCCCGUCAACGAUACCCAGAAGAUUUGCGACGAUUCGCAGGCCGUGGAUCUGCUGACGCUGAACGAUGCUUCCCGGCAAGAGCACCGCUUCGACAGAUCGAUGGAGAUGAUCAAUUUGGGCAUAGCGGCCACAUACCAGGACAAGGUGGACAGCGGCGGCAUGCAAUGGUUAAGGGUGGGCCUGCCCACAGAGGCUGAUCUUGGCAAGAGUCGGUAUCUGGAGGGCAUUGUCGCCCUGAUCGUGCUCUGCCUAAUCUUCAUCUCAUACCGUAGACUCCAUAGAUGUUCGGGCAUCGAAAUUGAAUUCCCAAAUGGCGUCUACGACGAUGUGGGAGAGCUCGGUAGAACGGGUGUGCCCGAGGAUGAUGACACAGAUGACACCAAAGAUCCAUCCCAAGACCCCAAUCCCGAUAGCCCAAAAAGCCCAAAAAAGACUGGUUCUGUAAUUGAACUUGCUGUAAUAGAACAUCCCACAGAGCCAACCAAACCGAUUCCCGAGCCGAGUACUCCGUUGCCAGUCACUGUUAAGCCAUGGAUUGCCCUUGCAGGCACAAUGCCCGAUAUGGUGCUAAAAGAUGAGACAGCACGAAUGUACCCAGCCGAAUCCACAACGGGUGCGAUAGAAAUUGCCACAUAUGACGCCACUCCACCGACGGCGCGACCAAUUCAGAUUAAGAAUGAGACUGAUUCAGACGGAAUGAUGACUUCUAAUGACGGGUACUUCAGCAUGGCGGCAGUGGAACCGAAUACGAGAAAAUUGAAUUUAAUAAUGAACAACAACGGUAAUGGCUACGUGACGGCACCGUCUUUCAGAUAAUCCUGGGCACCCAUCAGCCGAAUCUGAAUCUCUACUGCUUGCUACAGACGGGACUGAAUCAUCUGCAGCAGAGGAGUAGAGGGGGCUCAAUUGACUCAUUACAUUGACCUACAUUACAUUAGGCCCUGCCUUCGUUUUUUUUUUUAAUGUUAUCUUGUAUAUUAUUUAUAAAGCAAAGAAAAAAAACAUGUUCUCCUACAGACCAUAAGAAAAUUAAAAAUAACUAAAGAUAUGUACAUACAUAAGAGACUAUGUAAGUAAAUAAGAGAGAGUGCAAAAAGGA
Molecule: messenger RNA, 2491 nt
Organism: Drosophila obscura
Lineage: Eukaryota; Metazoa; Arthropoda; Insecta; Diptera; Drosophilidae
Product: cytokine receptor
Exons: 2
Coding region: 1-2208 (735 amino acids)
Source: RefSeq, a predicted model, not a curated record